UUUUUUUUUUUAUGAGAUAGAAUUUAAAGAAAUUAAACGAAGGAAUCGAUUUAAAGAUAAAGAUGAAACCAACGAAGACUAUUACUUUAAUAACAUGGGCGUUGUUAGCCUUGGCAGCUAGCGAAAGUAGAGCUCAUGCUAUUAAUAAUAAAUUUACCUCUACUUCAAACAUCUCAAGAAGUAAAGGAAAUUUUGGACCGGAACUUGCUCAUCGAUCAUAUGUAGUUCCAAAUUCGUUACGUACCACGAACCCUUCCAUUAACGCAUUAACAUCACCGAACGAAGAAUUAUCACCUCAAGAAAUUGCUAUCAAAUUCGUUAAAGAAAGCCUUCAUCCAGAUGCUGAUUUUAAAAUUAAAAAUAUAUAUAAAUCGGAACAUAACGGAAUUACUCAUGUAUAUAUUAAACAAAUUUAUAAUGGAUUAGAAGUUGUUAAUGGUGACUUAAAUGUCAACAUUGACAAAUAUGGUAGAGUAAUCUCUUAUGGUGAUAGUUUUGUUUUACCGCCAUCACUUGGUCAAAAUAAAUGUUCCGAUUUCUCUAAUCAACCUGAGGAAGAGAAUAUUUUUAUGAAAAAUGGAAAAUAUUUUAUCGCUUCUAAUUCUCGUCAAGUUUAUAUUUCUACUCGUCCUUUAGAUUUUUUAAACCAAGGAAAAAAGAAUGUAAAAGGUAGCGAUAAUCAUAAUACAGUUAAAUAUAAGGUUAAUGAUUCAGGAAAAACUAUAUCACCAUUUGAGGCAUUAAACUCGUUUUCAUCAUACAUUGAUAAACAAGCUAUUAAACCAGAAAAUUUACAAUAUUAUGAAUCAUUUGAUGAUCAAGGUUAUUUAAUGGUUGAAAAUGUUCCUUUCGCUUUAUCACCAGUUAAAAUUUCACAAAAUUAUAUUCAACUGGAUGAUAUGUCAUUGCAAUUGGUUUGGGACUUACAAAUUGAAAUGGAAAACAAUUGGUAUCAUGCACAUAUUAAUGCUAAUACAGGUGAAUUAAUUGCAUUGAUGGAUUGGGUUGCGGAUGCAACUUAUAAUGUAUUCCCAUUAGGUGUAAAUGAUCCUUUAGAUGGUGGUCGGGAAUUAGUUACUGAUCCUAAUGAUGUUAUUUCUUCACCUUAUGGUUGGCACAAUCAAGGGGAAAGAAAUUUUACCAAUACUAUUGGUAAUAAUGUUUAUGCUCAAGAAAAUUUAAAUGGAAGAUGGGAAUGGGAAAAUAAUUAUAGACCUGAGGGUACUGAAUUUUUAAUAUUUGAUUUCCCAUUGAAUUUAUCUGAUCCACCCAAAUCUUAUAUUGAUGUUGCCGUAACCAAUCUAUUCUACUGGAAUAACAUGGUUCACGAUUUGUUUUAUAGAUAUGGUUUUAAUGAAGUCGCUGGUAACUUCCAACAAUAUAACCAUGGUAAAGGUGGUAAAGAAGGAGAUCCAGUAAUUGCAAACGCACAAGAUGGAUCCGGAUUUAAUAAUGCUAACUUUGCCACACCUCCGGAUGGUCAACACGGUAAGAUGCGCAUGUACGUUUGGGACAUAUCUAAUCCAUGGAGGGAUGGUGAUUUAGAAUCAGGAAUUAUUAUCCAUGAAUAUUCCCAUGGAAUUUCCACUCGAUUGACAGGAGGACCAGCUAAUAGUGGAUGUUUAGGAUGGGGAGAAGCAGGUGGUAUGGGAGAGGGAUGGGGAGAUUUCUUUGCUACCAUUUUACGUAUGAAACCCGAAUUUAAUAGUACUAAAGAUUUUGGUAUGGGUAAUUGGGCUAAUGGCGAUAAUGGAAUAAGAAAAUAUCCUUAUUCUACUUCGAAGGUAACCAAUCCUGAAACAUAUAAAUAUGUAGAUAAACCUGAGUAUUGGGGUGUACAUGCUAAAGGAGAGGUUUGGGCAGAAAUAUUGUAUGAAGUAUAUUGGAACUUGGUAGAAAAACAUGGUUUUACAUUAGAAUGGUUCCCUCCUACGGUAGAUCAUGAUUCAUAUAAAUGGUAUACAACCAAAACAUCACCUGAUGGCCUUGAUACGCUUAAAUAUCCAAAACAUGGUAAUACAGUAGCAUUACAAUUGGUCGUUGAUGGUAUGAAAUUACAACCAUGCCGUCCAUCAUUUAUUGAUGCGCGUGAUGCAAUAAUUCAAUCCGAUGAAAUUUUAACCAAUGGCGAAAACAAAUGUGAACUUUGGAAAGGUUUUGCAAAACGUGGUCUUGGUAUUAAAGCUAAAAUUAUUGGUUCAAAUCCUUGGGGUGGACUUCAUGAAGAAGAUUUCCAUGUUCCUGUAGAUUGUGAAAAUAGUCCUGAUGAUGAAAUUUAAAGUAGACAUAUUCUUUUUUUUUUUACAUAGUGUAGUAGUAAAGUUUGUCUCAUGUUACAUAAUUUUUCAAUUUUUUCUUUCAAUAAAUUAUAUAUGAAGUUUGAAAGUUAAUUAAAUAA
This is a messenger RNA of Rhizophagus irregularis DAOM 181602=DAOM 197198, 2398 nucleotides long. RefSeq lists its product as uncharacterized. Gene Ontology annotation, molecular function: zinc ion binding; metalloendopeptidase activity. The record is from RefSeq and is a predicted model, not a curated record. NCBI's taxonomy places the organism in Eukaryota, Fungi, Glomeromycota, Glomeromycetes, Glomerales, Glomeraceae.